CGGUCGGUGUCAUUCGUCGGAAUCCGAAAGAGCCGGAACGUUUGACUGUAAUCGUUGCCACUUGCCGCCGCACGCACACUCAGACACACACACACGGCAGUUUACUUACACACAUGCUAGUGCGCGCGCGCACACGCACAAUCAUUCGUAUUCGUACGAACGAUCGCUUCCGUCCGUAUGUUUUGCUUCUGCUGCUGCCAGUGGUGACGUUUAUUGUCCCGCGGACGGUGUGAAGAGUGAUUGUGGGUAGUGCGUGUGUGUCGUCACCGCCGCGAUAUCGUCGCAGGUGUAUUAUAUAGAGUCCGCCGAUUGUCCGUCGUCGUUUAUCCGACGUUGGACCGUUGUCGUCUUCGGUGAGACACAUUCGUCCACACUAGCUCUUCGCUGCUGUCCACGAUGGCCGGCAACAUGGGCAUGGAACAGUUGAUACCCAUCGUAAACAAACUCCAAGAUGCGUUCACCCAGCUGGGCGUGCACAUGCAGCUUGACCUACCCCAGAUCGCGGUGGUCGGUGGUCAGAGUGCUGGUAAAAGUUCUGUGCUGGAAAACUUUGUGGGAAGGGAUUUUCUUCCAAGAGGUUCUGGAAUUGUAACUCGUCGUCCUCUUAUUCUUCAAUUGAUAAAUAGUACAUUGGAAUAUGGAGAAUUUCUUCAUUGCAAAGGAAAAAAGUUUCCAGAUUUUGAUGAAAUUAGACGUGAAAUAGAAAACGAAACUGAUCGUAUGACUGGAUCUAAUAAAGGAAUUUCAAACAUACCAAUAAAUUUAAGGGUAUAUUCUCCUAAUGUGUUGAACCUGACCCUUGUUGAUUUGCCUGGUAUGACCAAAGUACCUGUUGGGGACCAACCUCCCGACAUAGAGCAUCAAAUAAGAUCAAUGUUAUUCACUUUUGUUAAACGAGAUAAUUGCCUGAUUUUGGCUGUAACACCAGCUAACCAGGAUUUGGCCAACAGUGAUGCAUUAAAAAUUUCUAAAGAAGUGGAUCCUGAAGGUAUGCGAACUAUUGGUGUUAUAACAAAAUUGGAUCUGAUGGAUGAAGGAACUGAUGCUAGAGACAUACUGGAGAACAAGCUUCUACCUCUCAGACGUGGUUACAUUGGUGUAGUAAACAGGAGUCAGAAAGAUAUCGAUGGACGUAAAGAUAUAAAAGCUGCUUUAAGUGCAGAAAGAAAAUUUUUCUUGGGACACCCAGCUUAUAGACACAUGGCUGACAGACUCGGUACACCUUAUUUGCAAAGAGUUUUGAAUCAACAGCUCACAAAUCAUAUAAGAGAUACAUUGCCAGGACUUAGGGAUAAAUUACAAAAACAAUUACUUACAUUAGAAAAGGAUGUCGAACAGUUUAAAUAUUUUAGGCCAGAUGAUCCAGCUAUUAAAACCAAAGCAAUGUUACAAAUGAUUCAACAACUUCAAUCUGAUUUUGAACGCACAAUUGAAGGUUCUGGUUCUGCUCAGAUAAAUACCAAUGAAUUAUCUGGAGGUGCUAAAAUUAAUCGUUUGUUCCAUGAACGUUUCCCUUUUGAAAUUGUGAAAAUGGAAAUUGAUGAAAAAGAACUAAGGAGAGAAAUAGCAUUUGCCAUCAGAAACAUUCAUGGUAUAAGAGUGGGUUUGUUUACACCUGAUAUGGCAUUUGAAGCUAUUGUGAAAAAACAAAUUGCUAGAUUGAAAGAACCAUCACUGAAAUGUACCGAUCUUGUUGUUAAUGAAUUAUCUAACGUAGUUAGAAUUUGUACAGAUAAGAUGUCCAGGUAUCCACGUUUACGAGAAGAAACAGAACGUAUAAUUACAUCGUAUAUUCGUAAUCGUGAACAAAUGUGUAAAGAACAGUUAAUUCUAUUGGUUGAAUGUGAAUUAGCGUAUAUGAAUACAAAUCAUGAAGAUUUUAUUGGAUUUGCUAAGUAUGUAACAAUUUAUUGUAUAUUAACCAUAUUAAAAAUUAUUAAUUUAUUAUGUUUUAUAUUAUUGUAUUCAAGUGCACAACAGUCAUCUGAUAAUUCCAACAAAACUCAUAAGCUUGGCAAUCAAGUGAUACGUAAAGGAUGGAUGUGUAUACACAAUUUGGGCAUUAUGAAAGGAGGAUCUAGGGAUUAUUGGUUUGUUUUAAUGUCUGAAAAUAUCUCAUGGUUCAAAGAUGAAGAGGAAAGAGAAAAAAAAUACAUGUUACCAUUAGAUGGAUUGAAAAUCAAAGAUGUUGAACAAGGUUUUAUGUCACGUCGUCACACUUUUGCGCUAUUUAAUCCAGAAGGCCGUAAUGUUUACAAGGACUAUAAACAGCUUGAAUUGAGUUGUGAAACACAAGAUGAUGUAGAUUCUUGGAAAGCAUCAUUUUUACGUGCAGGUGUUUACCCAGAAAAAUCAUCAGAUGUAUCCAAUAGUGAUGAGGAUGGUCGUGAGAGCAGUACAGAAUCAACUACAUCUAUGGAUCCAGUUUUGGAAAGACAAGUAGAGACUAUUAGAAAUCUAGUUGAUUCAUAUAUGAAAAUUGUUACAAAAUCUUGUCGCGAUCUAGUCCCUAAAAUCAUUAUGCAUUUGAUUAUAAACAACUCAAAAGAUUUUAUUAAUGGAGAAUUAUUAGCUCAUCUAUAUGCAUCUGGUGAUCAGUCUCAAAUGAUGGAAGAAAGUGCAGAAGAAGCCGUAAAACGUGAAGAAAUGAUGCGUAUGUACCAAGCAUGUAAAGAAGCAUUGAGAAUUAUUGGUGAUGUUUCAAUGGCUACUGUUACCACACCUGUUCCACCACCAGUCAAGAAUGAUUGGCUUGCAUCUAGUCUUGAUAACCCAAGGUUGUCUCCACCAAGCCCCGGUGGUGCUGGACGUAGAGGAGUACCAUCUAACCCAACACCUGCAAAUGCAGCAUCAAGAGCACCUCCACCACCUCCAGCUACAGGAAGACCAGCUCCAGCAAUACCUAAUAGACCUGGGCCUGAGCAGGGACGACAACCUCCUGCUCCACCCGGUAGGCCUGGUGGCCAGGGACUUCCUCCUCCUUUAAUUCCUUCGCGAGGAUCAAUGCCGCAAAUACCGCAACGUGUACAACAAGCGGUCGGCCAAGCUGUGGCACAAGUAGCUGUCAAUGAGCUUACCAAUGCUUUUGCCAACCGUUUCAAAUAAGCUGUAUAUUUCACUUACUAGAUGUAUACAUAGCAUGGCGACCUGUUAAUUUAGUAGCCGCUCCGCGUAUGCAAAAUCGACUACACUUUCAACGGAAUUAAUAAUGUAAUAAUUAUUGUUCGUACAUUGAUUUGCGCUUCCCCUUGGCUUUUCAUCGUUGAAUUACCAACGACUAACGAGUACAACUAUUGAUUAUUAUUAUCAUUAUUAUUAUUAUUAUUAUUUUUAUAUCCUGUUUGUUUUCUCUCUACAUCACCUUCAAUAAUAAUAUAAUUUUAUUAUUUCUCGGAGAAGACAGGAUGCGACUGCGUUAUAUCGUAUUAAAUGAUACCAAUGAUGUAUUGUGUCGCGAAAAAGAAAAAUUCAAUAACGAACGAAAUCGUAUUUCCCAUUUCCGGUUCCUACGUAUAUUGUACAAUCUCCUAUAUGUUAUUAUAUUAUAAUUAUUAUUAUGCUCACAUAUUAUGACAUUUAUGUUUAUUAUUAUCUGAUGAUGGCGAUGAUCGUGUUUGUUUUUACAAUUUAUUCUCCUGUAUACACAUGCAGACGCGCUAUUAACCUACGGUUUUCAUCAACUCGAGACGAUCAUCGUGCACAUAAAUAUGUGUACAUAAUAUAACAUCAUUAUAUAUUAUACGUGCGUAUAAUAAUGCAUACUUUUUAUAUUUUGCUU
Molecule: messenger RNA, 3778 nt
Organism: Melanaphis sacchari
Lineage: Eukaryota; Metazoa; Arthropoda; Insecta; Hemiptera; Aphididae
Gene: shi
Product: dynamin
Exons: 18
Coding region: 397-3105 (902 amino acids)
Biological process (GO): receptor-mediated endocytosis
Cellular component (GO): plasma membrane; microtubule; cytoplasm
Molecular function (GO): GTPase activity; GTP binding; microtubule binding
Source: RefSeq, a predicted model, not a curated record